Messenger RNA from Oppia nitens, 3573 nucleotides. RefSeq names its product ubiquitin carboxyl-terminal hydrolase 10-like (gene Usp10). The record is from RefSeq and is a predicted model, not a curated record. The transcript has 9 exons. Gene Ontology annotation, biological process: protein deubiquitination; regulation of autophagy; DNA damage response, signal transduction by p53 class mediator. NCBI's taxonomy places the organism in Eukaryota, Metazoa, Arthropoda, Arachnida, Sarcoptiformes, Oppiidae. Gene Ontology annotation, cellular component: nucleus; cytosol. Gene Ontology annotation, molecular function: cysteine-type deubiquitinase activity; cysteine-type endopeptidase activity. Bases 179 to 2968 code for a protein of 929 amino acids.
AUUUUGAGAAUUUGAAGUCAUUUGCAACCUUACUAUGACUGCAAUCCAAUGCAUGUAUACUAUAGUUGUGUAUUAAUAUGUAUUUAGUGUCAGCACUGGUAUCCAGUCGUCAUCACAUCAAACAUGUCGUCCUAUAGCGAGGCAUGAAUGACAUGAUUGCCAUAUAUUUGUAUUAAUUAUGGACUCAAAUCACAUAAAUGAGGCAAUGGAGUUCUUAGACUUAAGCGAUGCUAACGACGAUGAGAAGGCCGACGCUAUGGCUAUCAUUGGAUCGGUUCCUUUCAAUGGCGUUGAAUUUCCUUUUGAAAUGACACCAUUUGUUAAUAAAAUGCGGAUAAAAGUAUCUCACGAGUCAUUCAAUAGUUUGUCACAAGAGGUUGAUUCUGGCGUCGAUAAUAGGCAACCGGCAAUUGAGACACCAGUCAACUCUUCAGCGCCAUUAAGACAUUCACCGAAUCAGUUUGUGACAACUCAUACUCCCGAAACAGUGCCACAAACGACAAACUCGGUUCCUUAUAUGGAAAUGACACAAAACAUGUCAAAUGGUGCACCUGUUGUGUGCGCACCGCCGCCACAACAAUACAUAUAUCAAACACAACCUCAAUAUCAAUACCAAUCACAGCCGCAAAUUGCCAAUCAUUACUAUCAAAUGUCUCAUAACGGAGCGCCUAUUGUUCUUAAUACAGGCAAAGAUAUGAACAAAGUUAGACAAUCGGUUCCGGGUAUAAACACCGGUAAAUCUGGAAAAAUUCAUAACGAUAUCAGAGCUCCUUUUUAUUCUUCCAAUCAAUACCAAGAGAUACCACAACUGAUUGAUGCUAAUCGUACGUCUCAGGCAAUAGUAAGCGAUACCAUAGUGACUAUGCCAUCAGUGCAACCAAUGUUCACACCUGGAUUUUCUCAUAUAUUGCCACCAUUUGCCGGGGCACAGAUGUAUUUGAUUGCUACUCCCGAAGGAUCCUAUAUUACCUAUGGUUUGCCUCAGAAUGUUCCCAUAACCCAAACUCAACAACUGUCGGGCCCACACACAGCCACUAAUGGUGAGACAAACUCUGCCAACUCAUGUAAAGUGCCUUUAAAUGGUUUCAACGCUGUCGAGAAUGAAAUCGAAAGGUGCAAUGAUAACCAACUAAGUGAUGAACUCAGUGAAGAACCAAACAGUGAAUCAAAUAAUGAUUUUAAUGACAAUAUUAAUGAUAACGAAAUUGAAAUUCAAGACUAUAACGAAAAUACUGAGACAAACAUUGAUACCAAUGAUGCAAGUGAUGUGAAAGUUAGUGAUAAUGAUGCGAUUGAAUCGGUUGAAUCAGAAGAAACUCUCAGAGAGUCUCCAGAAAUAGAAAAUAAUAAUUUGGUUGAUUCAACUCAAACAAGCACUUCGGCACCGACGACACCUCCAGCAAACAGCACCAGCAAUGUGUGGGCUAAUAAAACUAACCGUUUGUGGGCCGACCUAUUUAAAGACUCAUCCGCUCCUAAUCAUCCCUCGUUAAUGUCAUCUAACCUCUCAUCACAAACGACUGGUGGUUUGACCACCGGCUCAAUAGUCAGCCAUAACUACAAUGAUUAUAAUUUAUCUGAAAGUGACAGUCAUUUGAAUUCUAGUUUUGUUAACAAUAGUGAAAGUGAAGCUCAAAUUAAACGCAUUCCCAUUAAUUGCGAUUCAUUUGCCAGAAAACUAUCCAAAAAAGUUAAAGAAAUGCAUUUAAAACAUUUCUUACCAUAUCUUAUACCCGCAGGUCUUGUCAAUCGUGGCAACUGGUGCUACAUUAACGCCACCCUUCAAGCAUUGGUAGGUUGUCCUCCGUUUUAUAAUUUAAUGCGAGAUAUCGGAGAAAUGUCUGACAUUUAUAGAGAAAAAUCGUCGACACCUAUAAUUGACAGCUUAGCAAAGUUUUUUAGUAUGUUAACUCCAAGCGAACAUUUAACACGAAAACAAAAAAUUGGUAUUAAUUUGACGUCAGAGGAGAUGCCCAAAGCUGAACCCAUUGAACCACGUUUUAUAUAUGAUAUGCUAUCUGUUCUUAAGGAAGAAUGGGGUCUUAAAGGUCGUCAAGAAGAUGCCGAAGAAUUUUUGUCAUUCAUUUUGAAUGGACUUCACGAAGAAAUGAUAGCACUUUUGCAAUACAAUGACAAUGCGAUAAAAAUGUUGAACGGAGAUACUGUCAAUGGACACACCGAUAAAGAUCAAACCCGAUCACAAUAUAAUGAUUUGAAUCAAAAUGACAUGAAUUGUGAUGACGACGACGCAAACCUAUGGAAAGAAGUCAGUUCAAGACAUAAGGCAUUGCCCACACGCUCUACAAAAGUAGAUUCUUCUCCAAUAAUGGAAAUAUUUGGCGGCUCAGCCCUUUCAAUCAUAACUGCUGGUUCAUAUGCACGCGGCAAUAGACAACCAUUUUUUGCUCUGCAAUUAGACAUUCAGUCUGAUAGAGUAAAGUCAGUAGAGGACGCACUUAAGUGUUUGACAACUUCGGUAUCAAUUCAAGACUAUAUUUGCCCGAAAACCAAACAAGCAAUAGAUGCGAGCGCUCAGACAUAUUUAGAAACAUUACCUCCAAUUCUUAUACUUCAUUUGAAACUUUUUGUUUAUGAUAUGGACGGAGGAUGUCGUAAACUAAUGAAAAGAAUUGAAUACCCGGUAGACUUGGAGUUACCGCGAGAGUGUCUUCACUUCGACAAAUGGGAGAGAGAGAAGAACUAUCAGCUAAAACGAUAUAAAUUAUUAAGUGUUGUGUAUCACGACGGCUCUGAGGCAGUUAAAGGACAUUAUGUGGCCGAUGUAUAUCACAUUGGAAGCAAUCAAUGGCUCAGAUGUGAUGACCAAUCAGUGAAAGUGAUCAACACUACUAAAGUGCUCAAUACUGACUCUUCACGAACUCCUUAUCUAUUAUUUUACCGACGAUACGACACUCUUUACAACAAACAUACACUUCAUGCAAAUAAUUCAAAAUCAUAUUAUCAUUAAUUGCAAGUUAUAUUCAAUAUACAGUAUAUUUAUAAUACAACGCAUAUAAUAAUAAUAAGUGUUUAUACAAAUUGUUUUUUGACUGGUCUUCCCGUUUAACAGUUAUAAUUAAAAGAGUAAUAAGUUAUGAGUAAAAAGACAGUUAUGUUUUUGCUGUGCUUUCUAUGGACUAAAUGCUGUGAUAAGUGCUUAAUGGGACGUUAUGACAAAGCUAUUGAUAUUAGAUAUAAUUGAAUACGUUAUUAAGUAAAUCUAUUUCUAAAUUUUAUUAAUAAAUUUGUUAUCAAAUUAGUGCUAAAAUUAAAUUGAAAAAUGAACGAUAUAACCGUCCAAUUAGUUUGUUUGAAGGCUAUUACCGUAAAAUUUAAUUUAUUAUUCAUUACAACACAACCGUCCAAAUAUUGAACCGUUAUAUUAAGUGUGCGAUCAUACGAUAUAUAUCAAAAUAAAUUAACAAAUUAUUAUUGAAGAUAUUAUCAUUUUUAGUUUAUUAAUCGACGAUAUUAACAAACAAUGGAUCGUUUUACUAAUUGAUAACUAAAAUUAGUUAUAUUAAUAGUUGAUAUAUGAAAAUAAAUUUAUUAUUAAUAAUGUGAGAAUUAAUU